GUGGUGGGACAAAAGAAAAGCGGAGUCUGGCACAGAGCGCAGGAAAUGGUAUGCAGCACAGGCUGCUCUGUCCCUCCUCCUCCUCCGUAGCGAUCAUCCUGUCCGUUAUUAUUCGGCACAGACAGCGGCCCGUUUUAAACUGAAGCACCGGGCUCCCAGGCGCACAUUGUGGAAGUAUCUCCUCCCGGCAUGCCCCAGCGACACACCUAAAAACGGUUACCACCUGAUGAUGGCUUCGGUGCGGACGGUCAGCAAAGUUGCAGCGGGACUUCUGGGAAGUAUUCCUACUCUCCGCUGCGGUCUCAGACUUGCUCGUCCGGUUUCAUUUCCACACCAGGUUCAGUACAGAAGGCCUCCGCUUGGAAGUUAUCAGCCUCUUUUCUACACUACACUUGCUCCCUCCAGUGGUGCAUCCUUGAAGUACAAAUAUGGCCGUUUGGUCCUGGAAGUCCCUUUGCCAUCCAGAAAUGAGAAGUGUUUGUUUUUCCUGAGGCCCAUGUUGAUGAGUGUGGGCGACCUGAUAGCCGAUGUGAGGAGAGAGGACCCAGGAGCUGCCGCUUCGGUUCUCUCUAAAGACGGAGAGCGCAUUGCCAACAGCACGCUGAUAGAUGCCCUGCUGGACAAGGACUUUCAGCUAGUCAUCAAUGAUGCAGUUUAUGAAGUCUGCGCUCCUGAGAAGGUGUGUUCGUCCGCUGAACGGGCUAUGGAGCUGAAGGACAUGAAACAUGUGGUGCACCUGCUGCACACAGCGCUCCACCAGCCCGAACACCAACUGCUGAAGGAGAAGGAGCUUCUGGAGAGACUGGACAACCUCAAACAGGAGCUUUCGCCUCUGGAGAGGAUGAAGGCAGACCUGUCCCGUAAAUCAGACUUCCAGACGUCCAGGGCUCUUUAUGUUGGGCUGGCGCUGCUGUCUGUGCAGGGCGGCGCUCUGGCCUGGCUCACUUGGUGGGUCUAUUCAUGGGACGUCAUGGAACCCGUCACUUACUUCAUCACAUACUCGACCAGCAUGGGGGCUCUCGCCUACUAUAUACUCACCAAACAGGAUUACCUAUACCCAGAUGCCCAAGACAGGCAGUUCCUGCGUUACUUUUAUAAAGGGGCCAGGAAGAAGAGAUUCAACGUGGAAAAAUACAACGAACUCAAAGACGAGCUGGCUCAGGUGGAGGAAGACCUGAGGCGUCUGAGAUAUCCAACCCAACUUCAAUUACCAAUUGAGCAGAUCCAGCCAAGGCCAUGAACGCCGGUCCCUCACAGUUUAACAGAGCAAAAACAAAUUUCUGCUUUAUUUUGAUAACGGCACCUUUUUAUCUCAAAUCAUUCAUGUCAUUGUUUUCUUUACAAAUCAAUAAUAAUGCCAAUUAUAUCAUAAAAAACAAAGACUGAUUACUAUUUAAAUUAAAUGUUUCCCAAACUGUUUGAAA
Molecule: messenger RNA, 1424 nt
Organism: Archocentrus centrarchus (flier cichlid)
Lineage: Eukaryota; Metazoa; Chordata; Actinopteri; Cichliformes; Cichlidae
Product: calcium uniporter protein, mitochondrial-like
Exons: 8
Coding region: 227-1240 (337 amino acids)
Biological process (GO): calcium import into the mitochondrion; mitochondrial calcium ion homeostasis
Cellular component (GO): uniplex complex
Molecular function (GO): calcium channel inhibitor activity
Source: RefSeq, a predicted model, not a curated record